AAGAUCAAGUCAUCUGUAAACUCUUGUUCAAGGAAGACCGCCAAGGUUCUCUUUUGCUGAAAUAAUUUAAACAGGCUGGAUGAUGUACACGGACAAUGCCAGAAGGCCGGGAGCCAAGUAUGACGGACUCGCCGGGUACCUUGGGAAACCUAGUCUGAUGAUCACAGAGGCUGGAGAAGGGCGAGGACCUGGGUUCACCGUGAUGUCACCAUCGGCAGCUGGGCGAUCCGCUGAGCGGCUCAUCCUCUCGGAACCGGGUUUCGCUUCCGCGGAAAGGACCUCACAGCCACGGCUGGCCCGGCUCCCGGCUCUGUAUGGAGGGGUCAGCGGGACCGUGUCCGGCUGCGCGCGCGGUCUGCCAAGCCUCGGGCGCGCCUGCAGCCUGGCGCCCGCGGCGCGGGAGGUGAAGGCGGCCUGUUCGGAGGAUGUGGACUUGCCCUGCACCGCCCCCCGGGACCCGCAGGUUUCCUACGCGGUCUUCUGGGCCAAGCUCACAGAGGGCGGUGCAGAGAGGGUGGAGAUGCCCCAGGAAGACCUGCAGUACAGUCAACAGAGGGGCUCUUCAGAGGCCCUCAGGGAAAGGCUGUACUCCCUGAGGAUCCAAAACACUACCAGCUGCAACUCGGGGACCUACAGGUGCACGCUGGUGGGUCUGGAAGGGCAGAAAAACCUAAGUGGCACCGUGGUCUUAAAAGUGACAGGAUGCUUUAAGGGACGAAGGGAAGAGACUUUUAAGAAAUACAGAGCUGAGAUUGUCCUGCUGUUGUGUCUGGUCAUUUUCUACCUAACACUCAUCAUUUUCACUUGCAAGUUUGCACGACAGCAGAGUAUUUUUCCAGACUUUUCUAAACCUGCCAUCGAGCAUGCUUUCCUCCCAGUCACCUCCCCAAAUAAGCAUCUGGAGCCAGUGACUCUUCACAAGACAGAAGUGGUGUGAGCACGAUUUCUGCAGAUUGUCCUUCUAAGGUCAAAGGCGCCAGGGUGUGCGACCGUGUCUCACUGGACAGAAGCACGAGCCCCACACUAAGGACGCCAUCCUUCCUGGGACGCCCUUCGCUCGACUGAAACAUCCCAGAGUGGGUCCCACCCCACUUUUUGUGAGCAGGGCCCUGAAAAUUAUGACGUGACCGCAGAGCAUGGGGCCACCUCCUGGGUACUUUCCAGUACCACUUCUUCAUGGCCUUCUUAGCAUUUUAUUCAGCUAUCUGGUCAACCUCUUGGAUUUUUUUUUUUUUUUUUUUUUUCCAGUCCUAGGAAAGCUAUGGUGAGAUGCAGUUGGAAAAGGACCUUGGGAAAUAUGAAUGCCCGGAGCUGGCCCUGUGUAGACUUUUUGAGGACAGCUGUCCUCUUCCACAUCUGGAAAACAUCUCUGAAUUUGCUUUGUUUUGUUGUCUGAGCCUAGAUGUUUUAUAUCUGGGAGAAAUCGACAGGCCAAGCUGUGAGACUGGGGAAAUAUUUAGCAAAUAAUUUCCCGGCGUGAAAGCCCUGCUAUUACCAAGGAGUAUGAUGUGUACGUAGAAAUAACAGGUCGAUGAACUGUCUCCAACAGGGCCUUUUUAUCUGGGAAAGACAUCCGUAGAGAAGCAAUAGAGAAGAGUGCCACGUUUAUUUUUAUAUCUGUGUAUACUUGUCAAAGAAGGAUUUGUGCUGCUUCUCCUUUUCAAGUGUGUAUCUUCAGUUAGAUAUCAUUGUUAACUGACAAGCAGCCUGCAUAUGGAGGGUGAGAAGAAGUUGGUGACGGUGACGGUAGGAGGGAGAGCUGUGCAGGGACCAGAUGGAAACACUGGACCAAUGGUGCAUCCUGGGUGCUGGCCCCAGUUGUCCCACUACUUAGCUGCCUGAUCUCGGACAAGAGCCCUCUGGUUUCUACUUUCUCAGUGGUAAACCAAAAGGUUGAUGUAUGAGUUGAUUGGGAAAAAAAUGUAUGUGAAAAUGCUUUGAAAGAGUAUAAAGCACUAUCCA
This is a messenger RNA of Hippopotamus amphibius kiboko, 1962 nucleotides long. RefSeq names its product CD83 molecule (gene CD83). The record is from RefSeq and is a predicted model, not a curated record. NCBI's taxonomy places the organism in Eukaryota, Metazoa, Chordata, Mammalia, Artiodactyla, Hippopotamidae. Bases 80 to 937 code for a protein of 285 amino acids. The transcript is spliced from 6 exons.